AAGAUUUUCUCUUUCUUGUUGGCUUUUAGCAGUUUGACUACGAUGAACCUAAGUGAAGUUUCCUUUUUCUCCUGCUUGGACGCCACAGAGCUCCAUGAAGCUGUACCUACCCGUCUUCCAGCACACGCGGGAAACUUCCUGUUAGUACCCCAACUUUCUCCUGCCCCCUUCUCUAGCUCCGCUCCUCUGGAACUCCCAAUCGCAAGAGCAUCCGACCCGCGGACACUGCUCCACCGCAUCCGGUGGCCCCGUCCCUUUCUGGUCUCCGUCUUUGUCCCCUCUGUUCUUCACCUCUGCCAACCAAGCCUUCAGUGGGCUGCGUCUUACGUCAACCCGAUCUCCUCUAAUUCUCUCAGAUAUUACAUUUUUCAGUCCCAGAAUUUCCAUUUGCUUCUUCAGCAGCAUCUCUCCGCUGAGCUCUCCCACUUCCUACUGUCACAGCCUCGAGCACACUUACACACGCCUGACGACUACAAGAAGUCACCACCUUGGAGUGAGGGUCACGUUUUCGGCUUCCCUGUUUCUUCUAACAUCACUAAGCUGUACCCUUCACACCGUAAAUGACGUGUUGUAGACACUCUACAUUCUGCUACAUUCCUUUGAAGAGUGCUGCGAUUCUCAUUUUAAACACAUAACUUAGCCGGACUCAAAACCCUCCCUGCAACAGGACCCCGGGGAAACCUGUUCUGUUCUUUCUGCUUUUAUCCGAGCUCAAGCACACAGCACAACAAGCAGUGCCCUCUGGCCCCCACGAUACAGUCGCCCAGCAACCGCAGACGGGCGUGCAUGCCCCACCGGCUGGUCUUGAAGGUGGGGUGCACCGCACUCCUGGGCAGCAGCUCCAGUACCCAGUCCCACUGAGCCAACGGGCAGAGAGAAAGCUGCAUGGAAGAGCUCCUUACAGACGUGGGCUCUGCUGGAGGGGCCACGCUCCAUCAUUCCCAGAGCUGCGCCCGAGGCUGAGAGGUUCCGGGGCUGGUCACAGAGAAUCACGUGUGCAGGAUCCUGCCUAACUUCUGCAAACAGAAGUUUGCACACGCCUGUCUAAAGUGUGAGGCUCCACACGCCAGACGCGAGCAGCAGAAGACAGACUGCCGGGCGUACACCACCGCCUGGGAGCAGCCAACGCCUGCUGUGAGACGGGCCCUGACCCCGUCCCACCAUCCGCUAAGCCACGGCCCACCAGCACCCAGCUCACGGGAGGCCAGGACGGUGUCCCUAGGAGUUCUGGCGCCAGCAAGUGUGAGACACAGCACGGUCUUCCCCAGCAUAGGCAACAGCAUGGAUGGGACUGGAGAAGCUGGCCGUCAAGGGGCCCAGGAAGGAAGCCAUUCCGCUGAAGGGGCCCUAUGGAAACCAGGGUUUCCCGUCCCUCCAGGAGAGGGCUGCCAGCAUGGGCAGCAGCCUGGCACUACCCUGGACGGCUCCCCAUGCCCUCUGGAUGCCCGAGAAUGUGCCGUGGUGGCUGCUGAGCCCAGAAGCAGACUCACCCUGUGGCCCGCUCUCCCGACCAGGACAGGCAGAAGGCGAACAACAAUGGUGGGACCCGGAAGGCUCCCCGUUCACAGGAAAUGCUCAGUGUGUCAGCAUCGUCGGAGGGCCGUGUGAGGUCACGGGCAGCAGCCGCCACACUGGUCACGCGCGGCAGCUCCCAUUCAAUGCCACCAUGUCGUCUUUGAUAAGCUGGUACUUGUGGGGGGAGGGCAGCCAGGGGACCGGGAAAGUGGCCUAUAAAUGUUUAACAAAAGAUCUGAACCGGGAAUGGGAACAUACAUUCUCUCCUUCAAUAGACAAAGCCUUCCACAUCAAGGGAGGUCUGUAUCCGCAGCGAGAGCUCCAUGAUAACGCUGGACUCGUGAGAACCAGCGCUCCGUGGGAAAUGCCCACCAGCCUCGCGUGACCUCUGAUGAACGGACGUCAACGAGCUGUGUGGGGGACCCUGGCGAGGGCCAUGGGCACCCCAGAGACGGCCUGAGGGAGGAAAGGGCGCCUGGCACAGGGAGGAUCUACAACUGGGCAGAGAGGGGGCAGGCACUCCUCCAUCUGCGUGGAAUGUUCUAGAACCCCAGAGCCGUGGGCAGGCAGGGAGUGGGGUGAAGCAACUGGCGUUUCCAGGGGAGGAGGAACAGGCCCCGCGUGUGUGCACACACGCCCCUCCCAGAGGGUCAGGAGCCCGCCGCCGCCCAGGCUGCUCUCAGCGGCGUCCCCAGCACCCAGGCCGUGCUCCCCACAUGUCAUCCUUCAUCACAGCCCUGAAGGGGGUGCUCAGACACCCAGAAGGUGCAGUCCCCAACCUGGGCGGGCCGUGGGGGGGCGCAGGUCCCCGCGGGGUCAGAGACAGAGGGGAAGGGGUCAGCUGGCCCGUGCUCCCUGUGGGUCGAUGGUGAAGUCUCGCCUGAGAGGGUCCCAGCGGCUCCAUCGGCCACGUCGGGACGAGCUAUUCCGGACAGAGUCCCCCAGACUUCCUGGGCGGCACUGAAUUCCGGAGGGUCCUGAGGGCCUUUCUUCUGGUCGAACAAGCACCCCGCAGCCCCUGCGCUGGCCCUGAGGCCAGACUGCUUCCAGGAUUAAGCGUGCACAGCCCCCCAGCCCUGCACUGGGGGCUCCCCGUGCGUCCGUGCUGGGGGUGCCGGUCCUAUCUUAAAGGAGGAGGAGACCCAGCACCCUGGCUGGGUGCACUUGGCGGGUCACUGAGCCUCUGGGAAGCCAGGGGCGCGAACCUGCCGCCGCCCGGGUGCCCAGCAGCUGCAGGCAAAGCACCCCAGGUGCACAGCCUGACCCGCUCCCUCCAGCUGGAGCGCCAGCCGCUCUCGCCCCGGCCGCCGGCACGAGCACCCACCUUGCAGCUCUGAAGUCUGCCGCCCAGAGCAAGCACCUUCACGACGGGCAGGAACUCACAAGGCCAGGCACGAGAUUUCAGAAGCUUCCAGAAGCUUCCUGAAACAUGUAAAACGCAUGGCUUAUCCUACAGAGUUCC
Molecule: messenger RNA, 2977 nt
Organism: Lutra lutra (Eurasian river otter)
Lineage: Eukaryota; Metazoa; Chordata; Mammalia; Carnivora; Mustelidae
Exons: 2
Coding region: 1286-1900 (204 amino acids)
Source: RefSeq, a predicted model, not a curated record